AAGUCGGCCCAUCAGAAGCUCAGCAGAAUCCUGCGUUUCCUGGUUUGAGGGGCGGGUUUGUGUCUUUAGCGAGAGCCAGGUCGGCCGGGGUGGUGAGAAGCUGGAGCUGGGGGGGUAUGGACAGCCGCCUGCAGGAGAUCCGGGAGCGGCAGAAGCUACGGCGGCAGCUCCUAGCUCAGCAGUUGGGAGCUGAAAGUGCAGAUAGCAUUGGUGCUGUGUUAAACAGCAAAGAUGAGCAGAGGGAAAUUGCUGAGACGAGAGAAACUUGCAGGGCUUCCUAUGAUACCCCUGCUCCAAAUGCAAAACGGAAGUGUCUGGAUGAAGGAGAGACAGAUGAAGACAAAGUAGAAGAAUAUAAGGAUGAAUUGGAAAUGCAACAGGAAGAAGAAAAUUUGCCAUAUGAAGAAGAGAUUUACAAGGAUUCCAGUACCUUUCUUAAGGGAACACAGAGCUUAAAUCCGCAUAAUGAUUACUGCCAACAUUUUGUAGACACUGGACAUAGACCUCAGAAUUUCAUCAGGGAUGUAGGUUUAGCUGACAGAUUUGAAGAAUACCCUAAACUUAGAGAACUCAUCAGGCUAAAGGAUGAGUUAAUAGCUAAAUCAAAUACUCCUCCUAUGUACUUACAAGCAGAUAUAGAAGCCUUUGACAUCAGAGAAUUGACACCCAAAUUUGAUGUGAUUCUCCUGGAGCCUCCUUUGGAAGAGUACUAUAGAGAGACUGGCAUCACUGCGAAUGAGAAGUGCUGGACGUGGGAUGAUAUCAUGAAGCUGGACAUCGAUGAGAUCGCAGCGCCCCGCUCGUUUAUCUUCCUCUGGUGUGGCUCUGGGGAAGGGCUGGACCUCGGCAGAGUCUGUUUGCGAAAAUGGGGUUACAGAAGGUGUGAAGAUAUUUGUUGGAUUAAAACCAAUAAAAACAAUCCUGGAAAGACGAAGACUCUAGAUCCAAAGGCAGUUUUCCAGAGAACAAAGGAACAUUGCCUUAUGGGAAUCAAAGGAACUGUGAAACGAAGCACAGAUGGGGACUUCAUUCAUGCUAAUGUUGACAUUGACUUAAUUAUCACAGAAGAACCUGAAAUUGGCAAUAUAGAAAAACCUGUAGAAAUUUUUCAUAUAAUAGAGCAUUUUUGUCUUGGUAGAAGACGUCUUCAUCUGUUUGGGAGAGAUAGCAUCAGGCCAGGCUGGCUCACAGUUGGACCAACGCUUACAAAUAGUAACUACAAUGCAGAAACAUACGCAUCCUAUUUCAGUGCCCCCAAUUCGUACUUGACUGGAUGUACAGAGGAAAUUGAGAGACUCAGACCCAAGUCGCCUCCUCCCAAAUCCAAGUCUGACCGUGGUGGUGGAGCUCCCAGGGGUGGAGGGAGAGGGGGAACAUCUGCUGGCCGUGGUCGUGAAAGAAAUCGAUCCAAUUUCCGAGGGGAAAGAGGUGGCUUUAGGGGGGGUCGUGGAGGCACACACAGAGGUGGCUUUCCACCUCGGUAACUUUUAAUGACACAAAGACACAUAACAGUGUCCAUUCUGAUCUUUGUUGUGGAGACUUGCUUUAGAACUCACUCUCAGCUUGCACUUUGCUUUUGUCUCUCAUACUGCCAGAAAGAUCUUAGCCACCCCACCCC
Acomys russatus (golden spiny mouse) is the source of this 1618-nucleotide messenger RNA. It is a transcript of the gene Mettl14, whose product is annotated as methyltransferase 14, N6-adenosine-methyltransferase subunit. NCBI's taxonomy places the organism in Eukaryota, Metazoa, Chordata, Mammalia, Rodentia, Muridae. The record is from RefSeq and is a predicted model, not a curated record. Gene Ontology annotation, cellular component: nucleus; RNA N6-methyladenosine methyltransferase complex. Gene Ontology annotation, molecular function: mRNA binding.